AUGGCAGAGUAUGUUGCUAAGUUUGAGACGAUGGUGAAGUUUUGUUCCUAUUACAACCGUGUUGAUGCUAAGACUUCCAAAUGUCUUAAGUUUGAGAAUGGGCUGAGACUAGAGAUCAAACAAGGUAUUGGAUACCAACAUAUUCGUAGGUAUGUUGAACUGGUGAAUAAGAGUAGAAUUUACAAUGAGGAUAACAGAGCCCGAUCUGCUUAUUAUAAGAGUCAUAGUGAGAAGAAAGGGAAGGGACAAUUUCGAGGGAAACCUUAUGUAACUCCAGCUGACAAAGGGAAGCAAAAGGCUUCAGAUGGGAAGAAGACAAGUGGGGGAGGAGCUCCCACUUCUAUCAAGUGCUUCAAGUGUGGCAAUCUGGGCCACUAUGCUAAUGAAUGUAAUAAUAAGGUUCUGAGAUGUUACAAUUAUGGAAAAACGGGCCACCGUGUUGCAGAGUGCAAGAAUGAUGGUCCAACUUGUUAG
This is a messenger RNA of Lathyrus oleraceus (garden pea), 474 nucleotides long. RefSeq lists its product as uncharacterized. Gene Ontology annotation, molecular function: zinc ion binding; nucleic acid binding. The record is from RefSeq and is a predicted model, not a curated record. NCBI's taxonomy places the organism in Eukaryota, Viridiplantae, Streptophyta, Magnoliopsida, Fabales, Fabaceae. The transcript has a single exon. The coding region runs from base 1 to 474 and encodes 157 amino acids.